UGUUUUAUAUAUCGGGUGGUCUGGUGGUGCAAACGUUUUGCCAUCCUGCAGUUUUGUUCACCAAAGACAAUUGUUAUUGAAGUAGUUUCGACCUGUAUCUGAAUUAUAAUGCAACAUAUACUCUUUAUAUAUGGUCAUACGGUUAAACAGUCAUAUAUUUGUUAGGCUUGUGUGCUUUGAAGCUAAGCCUGUUGGUGGUGGUAAUGUACCACCAAGUUGUCGACCACCAAAGAUAGAAGAAGAAAACACGGAAGUGUCAAACAGCAUCAUGGAGAUGCAUGAUUGUAGCUCCAAAACAAGUCUUUAGCUUUUAUUUUGAAAGUGUAUGUAACUAUUUUGUUAUAUGCACAAUGGCGACUGACAUACCACAAUGUUCGUGUUGCACUAAUCCAGUCUCCUCUCCCAGUGUUUACCAGACGCUGAGUGAAAUGGAUUUUGAACGAGGUAUCUGGUCUGCUGCGAUGGAUGGGGACUUGGAGAGGGUCAAGUCUUUGACCCAGAAGGGCACAGACUCUAACCUGAGAGACUCUACUGGUUACACAGCUCUGGUGAGUUCUCUGGGAAUAUGUUUGUGUGCAGCAUCAAGUGUUUUAAUCCAUCUAAAAUUAUUGCAUAAUUUGUUGUGUGUUUUAUCUCAGCACUAUGCAAGUCGCAGUGGUCAUCACGCUGUUUGCAAGUUUCUUCUUGAGAGUGGUGCUUGUGCAUCUCCCCAGACACCAGGCGGUGCCACGCCACUCCAUCGAUCAGCUUACUGCGGUCAUCUGGAUGUGGUCAGACUCCUGCUUCAGCACCGAGCAGACCCAAUGCUCUGCGAUGACGACGGUUCUUCUCCUCUACAUAAGGCUGCAGAACGAAGUCAUGAAGAGGUGUGUCUGCUGCUGAUGGAGUGCUGUGCAGCGCUCUGCAGCCAGGCGAACAACAGGCUGCUGCUUCCCUUCCAGCUGGCACCCCAGGGAGACCUGCAGGAGCUCCUGAAGCCACCUCACACACUGCGUCUGCAGACAUGCCGAGAAACAAUGACUUAAGCUAAAAACAUGCUAGGUGAGGUCAGGAUUACACUCAUCUUCACCUGGAAAGACAGAGUUGUGGACGACACAAGACAUUUAAGGACAUUAUCUUGGGCUGGGAAACACUGAACGACCACCAUUCUUUUCCCCACCAUUUUCAGACUUAUUUUCUUGAAGAUAUUUUUUUGACAUUGUUGCUUUAAUUAGAUAGAAGGACAGAUGGACGAGAAAGGGAAAGCAUACUGGGACAACAUUAAAAAUGAUUCAUCAAUGAAUAUAAUCUUUAGUUUCAGCCCUUUUCUCCCUUAAACAUCAGCAAAGAGCCGCUGAACAAAACUGGGAGGAUACAACAUUAUAUUGCCAGCUUCAUACCAUAAGUAAUCUGUUUUGGAUUUCUAGUUUACAUUGUUGCAGUAAUUACACCUCCGACCUAAGCCAUAUAAACUUGUACAAAAAACAACACCACUGUCCUGCAUCUGUUACUGCUCCACUCUUAUCAAGAUGUCGUCAAAUUCAUAAUAAUUCUGUAUCAGACAUCAGCGUUAGCAUUAUUGACUGUUUUCUCUGAACAUAUGUCCUGUUUAUGUUGUAUUAAAACCGGAGGCCAA
Gymnodraco acuticeps is the source of this 1615-nucleotide messenger RNA. RefSeq names its product ankyrin repeat domain 39 (gene ankrd39). The record is from RefSeq and is a predicted model, not a curated record. Bases 279 to 1025 code for a protein of 248 amino acids. Gene Ontology annotation, molecular function: protein binding. Lineage: Eukaryota; Metazoa; Chordata; Actinopteri; Perciformes; Bathydraconidae. The transcript has 3 exons.